CGAAAAGAGAACAGGAAGGAGACUUGCGAUCAAAAUAACCGGACAUUGAUCGCCUCUAUAUAAGUGAAUUCCUACCAGCCUUUCGCAUUGCAGUCUUCACACGACCGAUAGUCGAUAGUCGAUACCCCUCACUCGAGCACGCUUCCAGCUCGUGAUAAAUAACUAAAAUGCCGUCGAGGCAGUCCACUGUUCCCAAUUUAGAUCUUAGCCCUUCCACCCUGCAGGGUAAUGCGAAGAUCUCGUCUCCACUGACGCCCGGCGCCCAAAGCUCCGACGGACCGAGUCCCCUGACACCCCAUUCUCCCAAAUCUUUAUCGAGUUCGCCGUUUUUCAAGGGGGCGACAAUCAGACCUGUCACACAAGAAUCCAACAAUCACAACAAACCCAACAGCCCUACGUCUACCGGUCCUGCCUCUGCGGAACCCGCUACCCCGGGCCUUACUGCCAUCCCCCAGUACCCUCCCUCCCCGAGGGAUUCUCCCAAGCAUACUCGAGACCCGUCUCGCUCUUUCUUCGCCAAUCUCAAAGCUCCAAAAGUGUCACACAAAGCGCAGAGGUCAGACGGGUCUGGUGACUCGGGGGGAAUUCCAAAGAGUCGUGGAAGUUCAAGGGAUCGCAAAACGCAGAUAUCAUCGAAACAGUACGAAUCGACCCCUGACCUGCCAGGCACAAUUGAGCGCGCAACUCAACAAGAACGUGGGAAUCACCCAGAGGAGAAGAGCUUGCAACCACCUGACCUGAAGAAGAUUCCUACAGAGGCGGAAAUCGCCAGUGCAGCUCGAAAAAAUAAACCGCGGUUUGCCAAUCUACUCUCUCGCUCCCGUUCGAUCAGAAUAGACGAGUCUUCUAUGAACAGGAUAGCGAACAGACGGCCAUCUACUAGUCUCAUGAGAUUGGAGGAGUGCAGCAAGCGGGAGGCGCAAGAACCCCCAAAGGCAUCACGUCAUGAUCGCGGAAUAAGGACCGCCGGCAACCCCACAGCGCGCAGCUACACCUCUGACCGACCUGGAGAAUAUAAUAACGGAUCCAUCCGCAGUAACAAAAACCACGGUGGAUCCAUGGUCCCGUCCGCGUCGUUGAGUCAAGUGUCCGGCGCAUCGGCUACACUUUUCAACAACUUGAAGCAGUCCUCCAGCGGUGCGGCAGAUCGCAUUGGUAAGGCCGGCAAAGGGUUUUUCGGGAAGAUCACACGCAGCGGUAGCACUAAUGAGCGCGAGCUGUUCAACGAUGAUAAUUACGUAUGCUCCGUGAUCAACCUGCCUUUGAUACAGCAAGCACGACGGACUCGGAUAGCGAAAAGACUCGAAGACUGCCGGGAUAAGACUGAAUUCUGGAUGCCUGCUUUGCCCUAUCGCUGUAUUGAUUACCUCAAUUUCAAGGGGUGUGAGGAAGAAGGGCUGUAUCGUGUACCAGGCAGUGGCAAGGAAGUGAAACAUUGGCAGAGGAGAUUUGAUACAGAAUACGAUAUCAACCUCUUCGAUGAACCGAAUUUGUACGAUAUCAACACGAUAGGAUCUAUGUUCAAGGCCUGGCUUCGGGAACUCCCAGAUGAGCUGUUUCCGAAAGAGACUCAGGCUAUGAUUGCUGAGAAGUGUGAGGGCGCAACAACUGCUCCACAACUGCUUAAGGAUGAGCUGUCCAGAUUACCGCCUUACAAUUAUUAUCUUCUCUUCGCAAUCACGUGUCAUCUCAACCUGCUUCAUUCCUACGUGGAACAGAACAAGAUGGAUUAUCGGAACCUCUGCAUUUGCUUCCAGCCAUGUAUGAAAAUCGAUGCCUUCUGUUUUUAUUUCCUGGUCUGCGACUGGAAGAAUUGUUGGCAAGGCUGCUGGACAGAGAAGGAAUACCUCCAGCUCGAGAAGGACAUGGACGAGAAGGAAAAUGCCGCUCCGACUCAGGGUCGCAUGUCCCCUCAGAUCCCACCCUCAAUCAGUGAUGAAAGGGCUGUAUCCUCUGGUAGUAGCCAGCCUGCAUUUGAGGAGGAACCACCGCAUCCGGAGACGCCCAAGAUUCGCAAACAUCGGCCUAAGAAUAUCGAAACUGCGCAUACUAGGAGCGUUUCGCAGCUGCCUGAACUUGGACCUCCUCUGUCACCCAUCCAAAUAUGAACGGCUCGUCUUCUCAAGUACAGAACAAACAGGGGAAAUUCUCCCAUAAUUCGAUUGCUCGACCGACCGGGCUGCGCCAAAAGUCGCACUUACUCCCUAUGACUCUGUUUUUAAAGGUUGUUGAACCUGGCAAGGCGUCAUGUGCAGUGUCUCGGACUGGAUCCGCAGAUAA
Aspergillus homomorphus CBS 101889 is the source of this 2280-nucleotide messenger RNA. RefSeq names its product putative Rho GTPase activator (Bem2). Gene Ontology annotation, biological process: signal transduction; regulation of GTPase activity. Gene Ontology annotation, cellular component: cytoplasm. The record is from RefSeq and is a predicted model, not a curated record. Lineage: Eukaryota; Fungi; Ascomycota; Eurotiomycetes; Eurotiales; Aspergillaceae. The coding region runs from base 168 to 2108 and encodes 646 amino acids. The transcript is spliced from 5 exons.